This is a messenger RNA of Caenorhabditis remanei, 3243 nucleotides long. RefSeq lists its product as uncharacterized. Gene Ontology annotation, biological process: cell-cell adhesion. The coding region runs from base 1 to 3243 and encodes 1080 amino acids. The record is from RefSeq and is a predicted model, not a curated record. Lineage: Eukaryota; Metazoa; Nematoda; Chromadorea; Rhabditida; Rhabditidae. Gene Ontology annotation, molecular function: protein binding. The transcript is spliced from 17 exons.
AUGAGGAUGAUUAUCCUGAUAUUUUUAUGUUGCUUGGUUAGAAUUGGAAUUUCAGAAUUAGAAUCUCAGUUAUUUGAUCUACCAUCAUUAAAUGUGAAGACCAACCAGUUAUACCUUCAUAAAAAGAAUGCAACCAAUUUAACAUGCGAACUGACUGCGGGUUACUCAGAAGCCCGUAUGCAGUCAGUGAUAUGGUUGAAGGAUAAAGAAUUUAUUGAUAUUAAUGAUACGGAUUAUGAGUGGAAAGGUUUUAUACUAACAAUUCAUGGAACACGACCGCAGAAUGAGGGAGAAUAUCAAUGUCUUGCGGAAAUCAAUAAGAUACGCUUAUCAAAUCGUCAAUUGAUAACAACAACGAUUAUUUCCUCUCCACUGAAAAUUCGAAGGGCAAGAUUUACGAAGUUUGAUGAGACAUACGUGAAUCAUGCUGCAAUCACAGUUCGAGAAAAUGAAGUGGCACGUAUACCAUGUGCAGGAAUGCCCGAUGUUAUCCCAUCUCCUGCAACACUUUGUUUUCAACGGCUGGAAAGUGACGAUGAGUGUUUGGGAGGGAGAAAUGACACUAAAUACUUUAUCAGUGAGACUGGAAUGCAGAUUUCUCUGGUGACUCCUUCAGACGCCGGAUUUUAUCAUUGUGUGGUCACAAACGAAUUCACAGGUCAAACCAGAAAAAGUCCCAAGCCUGUUUUAAUAAUUGUAAAAGAAACGAAUUCCACCAAAAAAACGGUUGGGGAAGUUAUCAAACCCGUAUUAGUGUAUCCAUCCAAAGAAACGACAAUCGACAAACCAAUAGAUUUGGCAGUGGCUGAAGGCGAAGACGUCAUACUUGAAUGUGUUAUCAAUAUGGCGAAAGUUGUUUGGAUCACACAUAAUGAUACCACUCCAAACGUCACAAUGGAUGAUAAUACAUCUAGAUUCCAACAAAUUUGGGGAAACCUGAGAAUCCGGAGUGUGGCGUUGGGAGAUGCUGGAAUAUACUCUUGUCUUGGCUUACCGAUUCUUAGUGUGAAUGAAUCAUUUGAUGGUAAUCGAACAAGACCAAGAGUUGAUUAUAACCUGGUGGUCUACUCACCUUCCGGAGUUCGCUUAUCCAUUACGGCUCAGUAUGAUAAACGAUAUAUGUUGGAAUGCCUGGCGACAAAUUUACUUUAUGAAAUCCCAACAGCUUAUAUCAAUGGAACCUCUAUAGUUCAUAACAUUAAUGCGAUGGGGAUACCUAGCAAUACGAAUUUCUAUACCAACCCUAUCAGAGUUCAUAUGGAAGUGAAAACCUCAUUUACUGGAAGUAUACAGUGUGUAUCCCGACCUGCAAUGGUAGAAGGAGAAAUAUAUGGAUAUGGUUUGGAAAGAGGAAAAUCUAUGAAUAUGUACGUAAUGAAUAUUCAAAAUUCGAAUGAUUUGAUCAUCAAAGGACCGCAUAAUAUCACCGUCCAUGUUGGGCACACUGCAGAUUUUCCGUGUAUAGUGCAGAGAGUGAAGGCUAGGUCCUGGAUGAAGAACAACCGCACAUUGACAUUGUUCACUGCCAGACGAACUAUUCUGGGAUCCAAUUCUUUAAGAAUCCAUAAGGUUGAACUUGGAGACGAAGGAAUUUAUACAUGUGUUGCUCAAAGUGAAAGUGGUCACACCAGUCGGUCAUCCGCAUAUCUGACUGUUAUUGAUAACUCUACUACUACUGCUCCAGUUGUAACAUCCACCGAACCGUUCUUGGAUAAAAAGAAAGAUAUGAAAAUUGAUGUAGAGGAUGUGAGAGGGUUUGUGACAGGAACGGAAGUAAGGAUACAAUGGUCUGUGUUAGGAAAGAUGGAAGCUCUUACGAAAGUUGCCAAGUUUUUAAUCGAAGCCCAGAGGUUUGGGACUCCUGAAGAUUCUUGGAUUGAAGCGGAAACUGUGGAUUCUCAUGUGCGUGCUACAACCAUCAAAUCCCUUAUUCCCGACAACAAAUAUAAAUUCCGCAUCAAAAUGGUUCGAGACGAUGGGACCCAUGUUGUUAGUCUACCCACUGAUUUUAUGAGUGUUGAAGCGACCAGUGGAGACGUCCUUCCUAUGUCACCAAAGAUUCUAUCCGUCUACCAAACAUCCGCGGAUACUGCAAAAGUGCUCUUCUCACAUAACGUUCUUAUUGAAAACGCCGCCGCCAGGACGUUUGUGAUCAUUUACAACGAGGUGUCAUCAGAGCAGAAUAAAUCACAAGUGAUUCAAGUGGACGGUGAUCAAACAGAUGCAACUAUUACCGGACUCACCUACGAAACCGAGUAUUUGAUCCGUGUACUUGCCGAGAAUUCAGCUGGAAAGAGUUUGAGCAGUCCCGAGUAUCUGUUUGAAACGACUCAUAGCGGAAUGUUGUCAUCAGUGCGGAUUUUCAUCGGAUCCAUCGAACCACAUUUGACAUUCAAGAAUAUCGCUCUCGGAGGAAUUAUCACAUUUUUGGCACUGAUUGCAGUGCUUGUUUGUUUCUUCGUUUUCUGCAAUCUACGCCCAGGAAAACAACGACAGAAGAGCCAAGCUAAUGGAAAGUUCUUAGACACCUCCUACCGCAUCUUCAACGAACAAAAAGUGCACAAAUCUCGCGGAUUCGACACCCAGGCCGGAAUUCUGGAGCCCGACGUUGAUGAAUGCUCUCCGUUGAAAGUACGACAAGUCGAUGAGAGACUUUCGGGUGACUCGGAUAAAUAUGGGUUCAACAAUCACGAUGAGAACUUGCCAAAUUUAUAUGGAAACAUGGAUGAUAUUAUGGAUAUGGAGGAACAAGCGGAGAUUCCGAAUGAUCCAACUUAUGUCUCAGCAUCCAAGAUGACCAAUGACUAUGGUGUUCACUCAACAGCUAGAUGCUAUUCUCCGGAAAGUCGUACUUCUCAUGAAAUGCUUGUUUCAUACUCAAGAAGUGCGCCCCACUCAACUGCCAAUAGCUCAUCUCCACAGAUGAAUGGUUCAAUGCAACGUGUCAAAGCAUACAACUACGCGGACUCUCUUCUCUACUCGCCCGCUGGUACAACAUCUUCAAUCGCUGAGACUAAUAGCAGUGGAACUGGUCCAAUUAGAGCUCACUGUGACUCACCGAACACGGCUCCAGCAAGCGAUGAAAGUGACCAAGGAAUCAGAUGUGGUGGAUCAUCUAGAAACAGUCAUAUUUCCUCAACUGACGGAGCUAAAGUUAUGACUAUGGGCACAUUUAAAGGAUCGACGCCAACAAGUUCAUUUGUUAGUACAUUUGACAGAAGACGCUCUGAAAAUGUUGCUUGA